Messenger RNA from Drosophila obscura, 1493 nucleotides. It is a transcript of the gene Dus2, whose product is annotated as tRNA-dihydrouridine(20) synthase [NAD(P)+]-like. Lineage: Eukaryota; Metazoa; Arthropoda; Insecta; Diptera; Drosophilidae. Gene Ontology annotation, molecular function: flavin adenine dinucleotide binding; tRNA dihydrouridine synthase activity; tRNA binding. Gene Ontology annotation, biological process: tRNA dihydrouridine synthesis. Gene Ontology annotation, cellular component: cytoplasm. The record is from RefSeq and is a predicted model, not a curated record.
GAUAGCGUGCAACAGCUGAAUAUUUCCGCUUCUCACACAUGCUGAAAUUGUUGUCGCGGUCCAUUUGGUAUUCGUUUUUGAACAAAUUCCAAAGCAUGAAGUCGCGACAGAAGCUGGAUUACCGCAACAAGCUGAUGCUGGCACCCAUGGUGCGGGUGGGCACGCUGCCCAUGCGUCUGCUGGCCCUAGAAAUGGGCGCUGACAUCGUUUACACGGAGGAGCUGAUUGAUUUGAAGCUAAUCAAAAGCAUCCGGCGGCAUAAUCCCGCCCUGGGCACUGUAGACUUUGUGGAUCCCUCGGAUGGGACGGUGGUUUUUCGCACUUGUGCCUUGGAGACAUCGCGACUGGUCCUACAAAUGGGCACCAGCGAUGCGACACGUGCCCUGGCCGUGGGCAAGCUGCUGCAGCAGGACAUUUCCGGCCUGGACAUCAAUAUGGGCUGCCCCAAGGAGUUCUCCAUCAAGGGCGGCAUGGGCGCAGCCCUGCUGGCGGACCCCGACAAGGCUGCCAUCAUUCUUCGUACACUGUGCUCCAAUCUGGACAUUCCCGUGACCUGCAAAAUUCGAAUUCUUCCCGAUCUGGACGACACUAUUAGUCUGGUACAGAAGCUGGCCGACACGGGCAUAGCGGCCAUUGGCAUCCAUGCUAGGACCCGCGAUGAGCGUCCACAGCAUCGCCCGCAUCCUGAUGUGCUGCGUGCCGUGGCCAAGGCCGUCUCCAUACCGAUCAUUGCCAACGGUGGCUCCCGGAAUAUACAAAAAUACGAGGAUAUUCUGAAAUUUCAGCUGGAAUGUGGCGCCAAUAGCGUGAUGGUCGCCCGUGCCGCUCAAAUCAAUGUGAGCAUUUUCCGGCGCGACGGUAUCCUGCCCAUGGACGAGCUCAUCGAGCGGUAUCUGCGUCUGUGUGUGGACUACGACAAUGCGCCGCACAAUGCCAAGUAUUGUGUACAGAAUAUGCUCAAGGAACUGCAGGAGACGCCGCGCGGCAAACGCUUUCUGCAAUGCCAGACGCUGCAGCAGAUAUGCGAGAUCUGGCAUCUGGGUGACUAUUGUCGGCGCAAGCAAAAAGAGCUACGCACUCUGGGCAAUUCUGGGCGCGCUGAAGUGGAGCCGCCCGAGGCGCAGGCCAAGCGCCAGAAGCUGGAGGAGGCAGCCACGGCCAUCACGGAUGAUUUUGAGGGCGUCAUUUGCCGCAGCAUGCCAUUCUUAAGGUCCACCUAUGCGAGUGACAAUCAUCUGCCCAAGACCGUACUAUAUGUGCAUGCCGGUAGAACGGGCAAAUCCCCGCCCGGCUAUGAGACGCAGCAAUGCGACAAACUGUUCCGUGCCAUUUGCAGCUACGAUGGCCAACGCUACAGCAGCACAUUCUGGGAGAAGAACAAAAAGCAGGCCGAACAGGGUGCAGCUUUGGUGGCGCUGCUGCACCUGGGGCAGCUGCAGGAGGAGCCAUUGCGCGAGAAUGGCAGCCUGAUCAACUGACGAAAAACACCAAUG